AUACUGUUUUCUCCAGGUAUAGCUUACACCGAGCUACCCCUGUAACGCUACGUCAAUCGAAGUACCACCGUUACAAGGUCUUUUCAUCACACCUCAUAUCAUGGCACUGCUGUCAUACGCCUCUGGCGUGUUCACCAUCGCGACAUGGCCCGCAAGAAUCGCUUGGAAGCCAGUGGCAUUCUUCAUCAACGUGAUCCUCAUACUACUAUCGCCGCUCUUACUCAUGGCAACAUUUGUCCUGGGGUGGUGCCAAUCUGUCAUCGACUUCAUAGCCAGUCUCCAGGUAAGCAGACUCUCCUCCUCCCUCCCUUGGAACGCAUGUUAUUUAUGGGCAUCGCUGACUUGCACAACACAGCCCCUUUAUACCUUUUUGGCCUGCGGAGCGUGCAUCGGCAUCUUAGCUGGCCUGACCAUGGCUUGCACAUCAGGCGUCAUCACUUCUAUCCUCGGCAUGCAUGAUGAGAGGUCGAGUUUUCCCUCUGCAACGCCAAUGCCGGGGACACCAUUGUCAGAGCGGCCCGGGACUGGCAAAACAGAAGACUCGUCAUCCUACGAGACUGAUUGGCAGUUGCUAAACAAGCCGCCCCCAAAGAGACGGAGGCGAACUCCUGGACUUUGGUCGCAAACGAUUCAUGAGGAGGAUGACGAUGAUUCAGAGAUUUGACUUUGUAAUUCGGCCUUUCUUCUUAUAAACCAUUACUGCUGGGAAGAGAAGCAUUCAAUUACCGGGGAAUCACUUUUAUACCAGCCUUGCUUG
Messenger RNA from Colletotrichum acutatum, 757 nucleotides. RefSeq lists its product as uncharacterized. The transcript has 2 exons. Lineage: Eukaryota; Fungi; Ascomycota; Sordariomycetes; Glomerellales; Glomerellaceae. The record is from RefSeq and is a predicted model, not a curated record. Bases 101 to 664 code for a protein of 187 amino acids.